UGACGCAGUUGUGAUGUAAUUUCCUCGGCUCCUCCUCGCCCGACUAUUAUAACCUAUGAGAGACACUACAGAGAUUAACUUUGGACUCCAGUGAUACAGGAGCGACAUGGAAAACGGAGUACAGGAACAACCUCUGAACCAGGCAGAACUGCUUGCACAGAUGUUUCCCACAGACAGUCUGGAGUACAAACUCCUUUUGAGGUACGUACAGAAGAAAAUAGACAGUCAUCCCACCCAAAGCAACAGUGUGGGAGAGGUGAAGGCUGCUACACAUCCUCAGAAACACCAUAAAACACAGAAAAAUAAGAAGCGUAAAUUUCUGAAGAUCAUAAGCUGCAUUCGGCCAGAGAGGGAAGAUGAAGAUUGUGUGACUAGACCUCCUCACAGACAACCGGCAACUGCAGGUUCAUCUGAUUCAGACCAGGAAGAAGUUGAACAAAUUGUCAACAAGUUGACUAAACUCACAGAUAAAGUUCAUUUUAAAUCUACGGAUAUAGAAACUGAUGGUGACGAUCUUGUGGAGCAAAUAGUGGAACUGCUUCGGGAACAUGGAGAUAAACUUAACGAGAAAAUACAAAAGGACCACAUGCUUAUGAAACAGCUGCAGGACUCUCUGUCAUACGGUUUCUUUAAAAAAUUGGCCGUAGCUUUAUACACAGACUAAGUCCGGAGGAGCUUCCUGCUACACAGAGCCGAAAGCAAGCUGAGAUCGCGAUCACCUUUGAGCUGACCAGCCGCCUAAAUGCCAUGGACUCCCAUCCUAUGAACCGAGUGCUGGGCUUUGGUGCUACAUACCUGCAGGACUACUUCACCCCCUGGGUCAACCAACAAGGCGGCUAUG
This is a messenger RNA of Tachysurus fulvidraco (yellow catfish), 841 nucleotides long. Its product is annotated as apoptosis facilitator Bcl-2-like protein 14. Bases 107 to 664 code for a protein of 185 amino acids. The transcript is spliced from 5 exons. The record is from RefSeq and is a predicted model, not a curated record. NCBI's taxonomy places the organism in Eukaryota, Metazoa, Chordata, Actinopteri, Siluriformes, Bagridae.